UGGAUGGUUCAUGAUGAUGUCUCAUUUUAUUACUUUAUUGAAUCUAAACUACCAGGGAUCUGGCCUCAGUGAGGCUAUUGUAUUAUCUGCAGUGCACUCAUUCUCUCUGUCUGGUAGAAUCCCUAGUCCCCUUCAAAGUUUAUCUGAAAAGCCAUCUCCUAUAGAAGACUUAUCCCAAUCCCCAUAUAUGCUAGUAUCCUCUCUCCAGAAAUUACCUUUAAGAUAUUUUGUGUUUAUUUUUAUAUUGUUUCUGUGCCACAGAAAGUAACAUCCUUGUGGGUAGUGACUGGCUUUUUUUUUUUUUUUUUAUCCCAUUUUGCAUCACAGAAUUUAGUAUAGUGCUUGGCAAUCUAUAAGUCAACAAGCAUUUAUUAAAACAUUUUUCUAUGUGUUAGGCAGAGCGCUAAGUUUUGGGAAUACAAAUAAAGGCCUGAACGUGGUCACCACCCUCCAGAAGCUUCCAUUCCAAUCGUGAAGACAACUUGCAAACAACAAUGUAUUCAUAAAACAUAUACAAUGUAAAAUGAAAAGUAAACAUAUAAAGGAGGCACGUAAAUGCUUGUCAAAUGAAUUAACUUCACUUUAGUUCUCGUUGUAGAGUCUAUCAAUGUAACUAAUCUCUGCAUAUCACAGAGCAGCCUUUUCAAAUAAAUCAAUACAGGGAUCGUAAUUGUCACAACCUCAUAUAUCUCCCCUAAUCCCUAGCGCGUCCCUCAUCUCCCAUCCAUCACACAUGUAAACAACAUUUGUAACAGACCAAGGCAUUCGUAGUGUGGCUUCCUCUUCCGGCGCUUUCCUGAAAGCAGGAGUCCUAGGAAAAGCAAGGUGGGAUUACAAAAGGGGCGGUGCUGGGUGGCUCGAUUGGGAGCGUGGCUGGGAAGGUGAGCGGCGUACGGGACGCAUUGUGGCACGCCUAGGCCAUUUAGGAAUGGCCUCUGUGCACCCCGUCCUCAUGCAGCUCUACGGCUGGACAAGGCACGGAGUGCCCCUUCGGAUGAAGAAUGGGCAGAGGCUAAGCAAAACCAGCCCUGGAGAAGAUGGAAGGCAGAUAGACCACAGUUCGAGUGAGUUCCAGCAAGUACCUCUAGUUUGGCGGGACAGGGCUUCAAGGUGAGAAGGGGCAUGGCAACUCCGGGACACGCCCCUGCCUCGCCACUUCCCUCCUAGAGGCGGGGCGCUCAGCUCCCUCGUUUAGGCAUCUCGAGCGCAGACGGCGCCCGCGGCCCCGCCUCUUCCGUGCCCCGCCCUCUCCGCUCCCACGUACGCGCUAGGGAUGUCGGGAGCUGUGCGCGGGAUGGCGCCUCCUGAUUUCGGCUCCUUCUUUUUUUCACCCCUUCUGGAAAACAUUUCGCUAUGAGAUUAAUAAGGUAUCUGAGGCGGGCGGCUUCGGCCGGCCCGGGUUCGGGCCCCGGUCCCAGCCCAAAGCAAGGUCCUGGUGCUGGUCCCGAGCGCAGCGUCCCGGGCCAGGUGGAUUUCUACUCGCGCUUCUCCCCGUCUCCGCUCUCCAUGAAGCAAUUUCUGGACUUCGGAUCUGUGAAUGCAUGUGAAAAGACCUCAUUUAUGUUUUUGAGGCAGGAGUUGCCAGUGAGAUUGGCAAACAUAAUGAAAGAAAUAAGUCUCCUUCCAGAUAAUCUUCUAAGAACACCUUCAGUUCAACUGGUACAGAGCUGGUACAUUCAGAGUCUACAGGAGCUCCUGGAUUUUAAGGAUAAAAGUGCUGAAGAUGCUAAAGCUGUUUAUGACUUUACAGACACUGUGAUAAGAAUCCGGAAUCGACAUAAUGAUGUCAUUCCUACCAUGGCUCAGGGUGUGAUUGAAUACAAGGAAAGCUUUGGUGUAGAUCCAGUGACCAGCCAGAAUGUACAGUAUUUUUUGGAUCGCUUUUAUAUGAGUCGCAUUUCAAUAAGAAUGCUACUCAAUCAGCACUCCUUAUUGUUUGGUGGAAAAGGAAAAGGAAGUUCAACUCACCGAAAACACAUUGGAAGCAUUAAUCCAAAUUGUAAUGUUGUUGAAGUUAUUAAAGAUGGCUAUGAAAAUGCAAAGCGUCUUUGUGAUUUGUACUAUAUUAAUUCUCCAGAACUAGAACUUGAAGAAUUAAAUGCAAAAUCACCAGGACAGCCCAUGCAAGUAGUAUAUGUACCAUCACAUCUCUAUCACAUGGUGUUUGAACUUUUCAAGAAUGCAAUGAGAGCAACUAUGGAAUACCAUGCCGACAAAGGUGUUUACCCUCCUAUUCAGGUUCAUGUAACACUGGGUAAUGAGGACUUGACUGUGAAGAUGAGUGAUCGUGGAGGCGGUGUUCCUUUGAGGAAAAUUGAUAGACUCUUCAACUAUAUGUAUUCAACUGCACCCCGACCUCGUGUUGAAACGUCUCGAGCUGUACCCUUGGCGGGUUUUGGUUAUGGAUUGCCCAUAUCUCGGCUUUACGCACAAUACUUUCAAGGAGACCUAAAAUUGUAUUCCUUAGAAGGUUAUGGGACGGAUGCUGUUAUCUACAUUAAGGCCCUAUCAACAGAGUCAGUGGAGAGGCUCCCCGUAUAUAAUAAAGCUGCUUGGAAACAUUAUAAUACCAAUCAUGAGGCAGAUGACUGGUGUGUGCCAAGCAGUGAACCAAAGGACAUGACCACGUUCCGCAGUGCAUAGCUGUAUCUAGGCUAUCUGAAAAAACAAAACUGAUUUCUAGUAUUAUGGUUGAAAGCAAUUUUGGAAAACUGUUACACCAAACAUUUCUUGAUCUUCACCCUCAUUAACUAGGUAGAAUAAAUGGAAACUGAAUUCCAUAGUUAUCUUUCAGACCUCCUAAAGCAUUGAACCAUUUAACUGUAAGAAGAAAGAAAAUUCUAGAUACUGUGUACAUUACUACUGCAAAUGUUACAUGUGUUGUUUCCUUUUCAGUGUACUUCAGGGACUAGGUUUCAGGUAUAGAAAUUUCCAGGUUCCUCAUUGGACCUGUGUAGUUUAUACUUAUUUCUUUCAUUUAUAUCUAGUAAAAAUAUUUCCCUAAUUGUACUGAUUAAUUGAUUAACUACCUUUUUAUAAUCUGGAAAAUCUUGUUAUGCUUUAUUUAAGUCUACUCAGGAAUGAGAGCAAAUUGAAAUUGUUUUCAUGUUAUAAUCAAUAACUGCCUAUUGGUUGCACAUAUAAAGGCAGAAAAUUGUUACUCUGUGGAUUUAAUACCACCUGCUUUUUAUAAUUUCCUUUUGUGGUAGACUUAGGGGCACUUAUUUUUAGAGGUAAAUUUUCUUUUUCUGAACAAUCAAUAUCUAGUUUUUCCUGUUCAGUCAAGAUCCUGUGAAAUUUCAUUAGUUUACUAUGAAUAUUCUUUUGAUUAAUUAAUUGAGGAGAAAAAAUUUUGUUGCUAAAUGACCAGCAACCCUUAACAAAAUCCUCAGAAAUUUUGAGGGGAUAGUUAUUUAUUGUGUGAUUUUAAAUUGUGUAUAAUGAUCCUAAUUAUGACAUCAAGAAGUAAUGUGGCAUAAUUGGUAGAAAGCUGGCAUUGGAGGCAGGAAGACCUAGGUCCAAGUCUUGCCUUGAUAUACCACCUGUGUUUAAUUACCAAAGGUCAGGCACUUUACUUCUUGCCUUAAUUCUUUAAGUUUGUAAAUUGACUUGUUUUUGGAGGAAAUUUUCAAAAUAAGAGUUCAUCAUAAUAAUGAAAUCACAGAUCUAGAAUCGUCCCAAAAAAGCGACCCUAAUGAUAGAAUUAUCCUUACAUAUCAGAUGGGAAUAAUGAUACAGGUCUACAUUAGGUUUCCACAGACAUCUAAAUACAGCAUAAUAAAAUCUCAAUUAGUCUCCCAGUUUCCUCAGUUGCUGGGAAUCUAAUUGUAUAUAAGAGGGGCAGUUAUGUAGCUAAUUGUACAUAAAAGAACACAGCAGAAUAGAAAUAAGAAUUGAAUAACAAUUGAUAACAGAGAUUAGUCUUGGAGCUCUAAAAAUCUUUCUAUCCGCACAUGUAGUAAUUGAUUUUUGUGAUAAAUUACCAAAAGAAAAAAGGUCAGUUCUCCUUCAGUAUUGGAGAUGUGACUGAUUAUACAGUAAUAAUACUAUUUUGUGAGCCCAUAUCAUUUUGUUUUAAUCAGUGAAGUAUCUCAUACAUUUAAAAAAAUCUUUUAUUGGAAAAUAUUAAAAUAGAUUAACAUAAAAAGAAUUCCAUGUUUUCUAAUGAUGAGGUAUUACUGUCCAUACUAUAUGAAUAUUGCAGGGUGACCUAACAAAAAACCCAAUGUAUUAUUAGUUUACUAUGAAUUAGUAAAUGAAGGGUAAAUAAUUCAGACUUAUUAUCAUUGCUGAAUAUAACUGUCUUCAAAUUUCCAGCAAUAAUGAUGUAUAAACUUUUGGAAUUCUUCAAAUCAGAACAGAUUUUGAAUUAAUUAUAAAAUGGUCAGCCUUAAAUAAAAUAAUUUUUUUUUACAAUCAAAGUAUGUAAGUUUGACAUUUGUAUUUUUUAAUGCUGUCAUAAAGAGAUCCUUUUUUCCUUUAUAACAAGACAUUCAUAUUUUUAGAUGAUUGAUAUGGAGUUCUUUCUGAUAAUUAUGAUUAUACACAGAAACUUAUAAGAAAUUUUUUAUUUCCUCUUGGUUUCUUGUAGGUUAGUAUAUUGCUUGACUGAUUAAUUGUUCAUGAUGGUUCUAAGCUGUUUGUUUUUAAAAAGCUGUUAAUUUUGUUUAAAAUAGUUUAUCCAAGUCUGCUGGAGAUAAUUUACUUUUAAUUGUAAUAUAUAGAUAUCAUCUAUUUUCUAAAUCAAUACAAGCUGAGAAAAUUAGGAAUUGUUUUAGGAGUUCAUAGUAAAGUAGAUAUUCUGUGUUAUGCUUUGAUUAUAUUCAUACCUACCUGUGGUUUCCUUUUCUUGAAUUAGAAAAUUUAAGUGAGAUAUUUAAAUGGAAGUGUAAAGUGUGAUCUUUGAAAGAUUUUGUGUAUGAAACUAAAUUGAUACCAUGAUUUAAACUUAAAAAAAAAAAUCCUUUCAAAACCAGAUCUUAUAUAGGCUGCUAUGUCUUAUGCAAUAAAAUCAACUAUUCCUCCCUAUCAGUGCUUAAUAUUCAAAUAAAUUUUCAUCAGAAAAGGAUGAAGUGAAAAUAGGAAAUUGCAGUUUUGUGAUAUAUAUUAAUCUUUUUUCUUUAGGGGUCAGACAUAAAUGGUAUUGUGGAGACUGAAAAAUAAAGUGGCUGAGGAAAGAAACAAAGAUUCAAGCUUCGGAGCAUACUGAUUUUUUAAAGCAAUGCAAUGCCAAUUAUAUAACAAAUUGGGAACCAGUGGCCUUUCUCAGCUUUGGCACUGGACCUUAUAUAUGGAAGAGACAGAUUUUCAUGCAUUAAAAACAAUUAAAUAAGGCCAAUUAAUUUAUUGAAAGGACAUAAUUUGAAAAGUAAUUAUGUUAAGGAUAAAAUGACUCAAUAGAAGUUGUUGCAGAAAUAUAAAUGACUUGAUCUGCAUCACAAGUAUCAAAUCAAAACCAAUCUAAGCAGAGAAAGGUAUUAAACAGGUCCUGGGAUAACAAUACAUUAGUGUGAAAUUUACUCCACCCCAAAUCCUUGUUAUUUAGUUAUAGGUUGUCUAGGAAGAAGCUCCUUUUUCUUAAUACCACUCCCUGCACCCUCAUUUCUAUUUUUAUUAACUCUCUUCCUCCAUUGUUGCUAUUCUACUCUUUCUGCCCUUCCAUUGAAGUUUGUGAAAUGCCAAUUUUAUUAACUGCUUUUCAUAUUAGGUCUCUUCCUCUCAUAUUCCUUCAAUUUUCUUGCAGUCAUGAAAACGUCUUCUACAGAAGGUACUCUGUUCAUGGCAACCUCUCCCAGUAUUAAAUACACAAUCUUUCAUGUGCCCCCCGUGCAAUUGGCUAGGAAGAAGAGUCGACUUCUUUUUCCUCACUGUUUUCAAUCAUCACCUACAAUUAUUUUUCCUGGUGAACUUUUUGUAAGUGUCUUCCAUACUGCAAUAUGUGAAUCACAUGCUCUAUGAAGUUAUAUUUCUUGACGUCUUUGGAUAUACAAUAAAACAAUUUUAUCAA
Antechinus flavipes (yellow-footed antechinus) is the source of this 6007-nucleotide messenger RNA. RefSeq names its product pyruvate dehydrogenase kinase 1 (gene PDK1). The transcript has 11 exons. Gene Ontology annotation, biological process: regulation of glucose metabolic process; protein phosphorylation. NCBI's taxonomy places the organism in Eukaryota, Metazoa, Chordata, Mammalia, Dasyuromorphia, Dasyuridae. The coding region runs from base 1354 to 2643 and encodes 429 amino acids. Gene Ontology annotation, molecular function: pyruvate dehydrogenase (acetyl-transferring) kinase activity. The record is from RefSeq and is a predicted model, not a curated record. Gene Ontology annotation, cellular component: mitochondrion.